AUGGCAAAGAAAGUCUUCGACCGUACCAAGCCGCACGUAAACGUGGGGACCAUCGGACACGUUGACCAUGGCAAAACCACUCUGACGGCAGCCAUCACCCGCGUGCUGGCUGAAGAAGGCGGCGCAGCCUUCCGGGGCAUGGAUGAAAUCGACAAUGCUCCCGAAGAGAAGGCCCGAGGCGUAACCAUCGCCAUCGCCCACGUCGAAUACGAGACGAAAGAGCGCCACUACGCCCACGUUGACUGCCCAGGCCACGCGGACUACAUCAAGAACAUGAUCACCGGCGCCGCCCAGAUGGAUGGAGCUGUGCUGGUCGUGUCGGCUCCAGACGGCCCGAUGCCACAAACUCGCGAGCACAUUCUGCUGGCUCGCCAAGUGGAAGUGCCUUCCAUGGUUGUCGCCCUGAACAAGGUUGACAUGAUGGACGACGAGGAACUGCUCGAACUCGUAGAGCUGGAGAUUCGCGAACUGCUGAGCCGGUACGAGUUCCCCGGGGACGAUACGCCCAUCGUGCGCGUUAGCGGCCUGAAGGCGCUGGAUGGCGAUCCCGAAGCCAUGCAGGGGGUUCGCGAACUGGUGCAAACCAUGGAUGAUUACAUCCCGCUGCCCACUCGUAUCACCGACCAGGCGUUCUUGAUGCCCAUUGAAGACGUGUUCGGAAUCAAGGGCCGUGGCACCGUCGUAACUGGGCGCGUCGAGCGUGGUCAGUUGAGCGUCGGUCAGGAAGUGGAAAUCAUCCGAUCCGGCGACGUUCGCAAGACGGUUGCCACCGGAUUGGAAAUGUUCCACAAGCUCCUGGACACCACCGAGGCUGGCGACGCCGUCGGCGUGCUGCUACGUGGCGUUGACCGGGACGAGGUCGAACGGGGCCAGGUCCUGGUGGCUCCCGGUUCGAUGCGACCGUACCGGCAGGCUGAAGCCGAAGUUUACGUGCUCAGUCAGCAGGAAGGCGGUCGUCAUACGCCGUUCUUCACCGGCUACAAACCCCAGUUCUACAUCCGAACCAGUGACAUCACCGGCGAAAUCGGACUGCCCGAAGGGGUAGAGAUGGUAAUGCCUGGCGAUAACAUCACGAUGACUGUUAAUCUCAUUACGCCCAUCGCCAUCGAAGAAGGGCUGCGCUUCGCAAUUCGCGAGGGUGGUCGCACCGUAGGCGCUGGCGUGUUCACAAAACUGGUGGGGUAA
Molecule: messenger RNA, 1185 nt
Organism: Geodia barretti
Lineage: Eukaryota; Metazoa; Porifera; Demospongiae; Tetractinellida; Geodiidae
Source: the annotation of a GenBank genome assembly